Messenger RNA from Mucor velutinosus, 1113 nucleotides. Its product is annotated as RTP1_C1 domain-containing protein. Gene Ontology annotation, molecular function: protein binding. The transcript has 3 exons. The record is from RefSeq and is a predicted model, not a curated record. Gene Ontology annotation, cellular component: nucleus. Gene Ontology annotation, biological process: positive regulation of SREBP signaling pathway. NCBI's taxonomy places the organism in Eukaryota, Fungi, Mucoromycota, Mucoromycetes, Mucorales, Mucoraceae. Bases 1 to 1113 code for a protein of 370 amino acids.
AUGCCAGUUGAAAAGAAGAGACCUAGGGGUUUGAAGGGUAGUGCUGUUGCCAAGGCCAACAAAAAGACCAAGACUGAGGAGCAACCUACCAGCACCACAGAGUUACCCGAGAAUGCUCAAACUGUCGUGAUUGAUAAGGUAGUUGAAGAAGGUGAUGAGGUUGGUGAAGCUGCUGCUCUCUUUGAAAGCGCCCUCGAAAAGCUUGAAACCGAUCCUUCUGCUGCUUUACCUUUACUUCGCGGUACUAUCCAUGAGUCAGAUCGUAUUCUGCGCAAUCACGACAGCAAGGAACCUUUGCCUGCUCUCUUUUACUACACCUACGGCGCUGCUCUUUAUGAAUUGGGCCGUUUGACCGAAGACGAGGAAUUUGAACCCUAUUUAGAUGCUGCUGAGGAGAGAUUGAAUGAAGGUUUAGCUCUCAAAGACACCGAGUUGCAUAACAAGAUUCAUUUGGCUCUUGCCAAGAUUUGGCUCGCUAAGGCUGCUAGUGCUGUAUCUGAAGGCGAUCAAAGCAUUCCUGAGUUGUCUCUCAAGGCAUUAAAGAGUUUAGAUGAAGCUCUGGAAUCUUCUGAAAUCCCCUCUAAAACCGUCGUUGAAUUGGCAGAUAUCGUUCAAAACCAUGGUGAUUUGUACGAGAGCCUUGAGUCUCGCUCCAAAUUCAGAAUCUGGGCUGAAGAUGCAUUGGAGAAGGUGUUGAAAGACGAACCAGCCAACGCUGAAGCUUUGUCUGGACUUGGCUAUUGUAAAUUAUCCUUUGCCAACUACUUGUUGGAUAACAUUGAUGAAGCAAACGAGCAAGAGGAAAAGACUGAACUAACAGAGGAUGAGGAGAAGGCCUACAAGGCUAUCCUUGAGAGCAAAAAAUAUUUUGAAAAGGCCAAGGAGGAGCUCGUCAAAGUGAAUAAGGUUUCACCCCAGAUUCUAUCUGAUUUGGCCGAGGCAUACUUGAAUGAAGCCAAUUUGGUCUUGAAGGAAGAGGAACAAUCAGCCAUUUACAAGAAGGCUGUUGAGAACAUCAAGGAAGCCAAUGCUUUGAUUGAAGAAAAGAAGCUUGAGUUCAUCUUGCCCGAAGCAUUAACCUCUUUCUUGGAGGAAUUUGAAGCCGAAGAGUAA